GGGUGUAAACAAUAAACCGACCCGACCCGUUACAGAACCCUAUCUCAAGGCCUUUACCCAAGCCAAUUUCUCGAAAACAGAUAAGACACCGUCUCCGAACCCAGACUCCGUAGUAACAACAUGGCCUCCCAAGUUUUUCCUCAGGCACUGCAUAUGAUCCCGAUAAACCAAGUACAGUCAUUUAAUCCAGUAAAGAAUUUUGGGUUCUCUGCAUUUCUGUCUCGUGGUCCUUCUCCAUUGACGACUUCCAAGGUUUCAGUGUCUGGGUUUCAUUUGAAAAUCCCGGUUGGCUCAAGUUCCAGUUGUUUUGCUCGAAGGGAAUUUGUUGUGAGAGCAGAGUCUAAUCCUGAAGGUGAAGGUGAAGUUGAAGCUGAAGCAAGUGAAAAUGAUGUUGAAGAAGCAGAAACGAAAGCAGAAGCUGAAGAGGAAGUUGAAGUAGGAGAGGACGGAGAAGAUAAGGUUGAAGAGAAACCCAAGGAGCGAAGAAAACCCCCGGUUAAACUUGGCGAUAUUAUGGGGAUAUUGAAUAAAAGGGCAAUUGAAGAAUCGGAGAAGCGGAGGCCUGUUCCAGAUCUUAGGACUGGUGAUAUUGUAGAGAUUAAAUUGGAAGUUCCUGAAAAUAGACGCAGGCUGUCUGUAUACAAAGGUAUAGUCAUGUCAAAACAGAAUGCUGGUAUCCACACUACCAUCCGAAUUCGGAGAAUUAUUGCUGGCAUAGGAGUUGAGAUUGUAUUCCCUGUUCAUGCAGUUGUACAAAAUCAUCAGGCUUCUUGUGAUUUCUGUUUCUAUGUGGUCAUCACUGGGAAACAAGAGAAGUUGAAUUUUCUUGAAUAUAUCUUUUACUCAAACGUGAGCAUGAUAUUGUAUGAAAGUUAACCAGCAGAAGACCACUGGAAGAAAGUUUGAAUUAUCACAUUUAUGUUGCAUGGAUUGCGUAUUAUACCAAGCCCAUUUGAGAAUACAGAAAAACAAUAUCUGUUCCAUUGGUUUUCGACACCAUAUUGAAAUCUGUAAUAAGUUGGAACCUGAAUUUAGAAUAGUUUAUUCCCUAGCAUAAUGUUUCAUGUAAUUCAGAUGAAUAAGUCUCCUGAAUUUUGAUGAUGAUUAUGCCAGAUGUACUAAAGACUCCUUUCUGAAAUUUGUUAAACAUGAUUCCCGA
Molecule: messenger RNA, 1159 nt
Organism: Theobroma umbraticum
Lineage: Eukaryota; Viridiplantae; Streptophyta; Magnoliopsida; Malvales; Malvaceae
Source: RefSeq, a predicted model, not a curated record